AUGCCUCGAACAUACCCUUCCUUUCCACGAUCCUACCCCGAAAUCCCCCGACUUGAGCCUCACUCCAUUGCAUCCGAGGAUAUGUUUGCAACGGCAAAAUUCAUCAAUGAAAAGCUUUCUCUUCUCAACCACGUCGAAGAGCACCGUACAAGCAUUAUUUCAUCGGGCCAGCAAUGGGGCAGGAGAUCGUCGGAGAAGAUGGAGAGACGCAUAUGGGUUCAGAUUUGUCCUUUCGUGCUUCUGGGCUCGUACUAUGUAUUCGAAACCGUCAGCGCCUUCGAAAGGGUCAUUCCUUCCAGUCAGCAUCAAGAACAGUUUGCCAAAAAGCACAGGGAACUGAUUGAUUUCUACAAGAAGUGGCGUUUUGAUUCAGUGUCUGUCGAAACCUUGGCCCACUAUACCCACGAUCGCAGCAGCCCUUCCCAGAGGGCACCGUCCAAAUACACAGAGAUGCGAGCCUGCAACAGCUUGAACUGUUACAAAAACUUGAGGGACGUCGACAAGUUCAACCGUCCGGAGAAAUACAUGACAUACGUCAUGGAGGCUGAAAAGGAAUGGCAAAUGAUCAAAAGGGAGAAGGGGCGUCUGGAUGCGUUAGGAGAUACCUAUGCGGAGCUGUGGUGGUCAACGGACUGGAUCGACCAGCACCUCCGGUUCCUGGAUCAGGCAAAGAUCAAACUUGCACCUCGAGAGCAGAAAGAAGAUGCAGAUGAAGCCACCAGCGGUUAG
Molecule: messenger RNA, 729 nt
Organism: Capronia coronata CBS 617.96
Lineage: Eukaryota; Fungi; Ascomycota; Eurotiomycetes; Chaetothyriales; Herpotrichiellaceae
Exons: 2
Coding region: 1-729 (242 amino acids)
Source: RefSeq, a predicted model, not a curated record